This is a messenger RNA of Rhopalosiphum maidis (corn leaf aphid), 2237 nucleotides long. RefSeq names its product ribosome biogenesis protein BOP1 homolog. Bases 181 to 2175 code for a protein of 664 amino acids. The record is from RefSeq and is a predicted model, not a curated record. Gene Ontology annotation, cellular component: PeBoW complex; preribosome, large subunit precursor. The transcript is spliced from 12 exons. Gene Ontology annotation, biological process: maturation of LSU-rRNA from tricistronic rRNA transcript (SSU-rRNA, 5.8S rRNA, LSU-rRNA); ribosome biogenesis. NCBI's taxonomy places the organism in Eukaryota, Metazoa, Arthropoda, Insecta, Hemiptera, Aphididae. Gene Ontology annotation, molecular function: ribonucleoprotein complex binding; protein binding.
AGUGGUCUACCGCACUCGGCGCACACGGCUAAACGUUCAAACGUCUUAUUAUAGUUAUUUAUUUAUUAAGUAGGUAUCUGUCUUUGAUACAAUGCGUUAUAUUUGUAGUUAAAACGUGUAGAUAAUCAUUAUAAUAAGUUAUUAUUUAAAAAUAUUAAUACAGAACUGUAAAAAAGAACAAUGGAGGACAUCAAGUCGGCCGAAGAUAUGAACGGCGGUCUACCGCCUGUUGAAAAAGCAAACGACUAUAUUGAAUACGAAGCAGAAAUGGACACUUCUGACGAAGAGGACAUCAGAAACACCGUAGGAAACAUACCAAUGAAUUGGUAUGAUGAAUAUCCACAUGUCGGUUAUGAUUGGGAUGGUAAUAAAAUCAUUAAGCCUGAACGCGGAGAUCAGUUAGAUAAUUUUAUGGAAAAAAUGGAGAACCCUGAUUUCUGGCGUACUGUUAGAGAUUUACAAACUGGACAAGAUGUUGUCUUAAGCGAUAAAGAUGUAGAAUUGAUUCAACGAAUAGAAUCUAGUAAAAUACCAGAUUCAACCUAUGAGCAAUAUGCGCCAUGGAUUGAAUGGUUUACAUCAGAAGUAAUGAACAUGCCCAUUCGUAAUGGAGCUGAUCACAAACGGUCAUUCAUUGCUAGUCGACAGGAAGCUCAGCGAGUUGAACGUUAUGCUAGAUUAAUAAGAGCUGGUCUUCUUAAAACUAGAGAACAAAAGCGAAGGGAACGUGAAAAGAAACGUGAGCGUAGUUUUUAUAUGAUGUGGAGCACAGAUGAUGCUGAAGAUAAAAAUAUGAGGCGCAUUACUGAUCAUAUACCUGCACCAAAAAGAAAUUUACCAUCGCAUGCAGAGUCUUAUAAUCCUCCUCCUGAAUUCUUAUUUAAUGAACGAGAAAUGAGGAUAUGGAAAAAACAAGAAGAAACUCCUUGGAAACGCAAAUUACAUUAUGUACCGCAAAAGUAUUCUAGCCUUAGACAAGUCCCAGCAUAUCCCAAAUUUAUCAAAGAGAGAUUCACAAGAUGUAUGGAUUUGUAUUUGUGUCCUAGAGCAAGGAAAAUGAGAUUGACUAUUGAACCAGAAGAUUUAUUACCUAAAUUACCAAGUCCUAAGGAUUUACAACCUUUCCCUACAGUUCAAUCAAUGGUAUUUAAUGGUCAUACUGAUAUGGUCCGUUGUAUAUCUAUUGAUCCACUUGGUCAAUAUUUGUUGUCUGGAUCUGAUGAUAUGACUAUUAAAAUAUGGGAAAUUAGUACGGGUCGUUGUUUGAGGACUAUACCAGUUGGAGGUAUAGUGCGUAGUAUUGAAUGGAACCCAAACAAAGCAUUAUCAUUGGUUGCAGUUGUUGCUGAUCGCAAAUUAUUAAUCAUAAAUCCAGGUGUUGGUGAUCAUCUAAUAGUUUCCAAAACAGAUUCUAUUUUAUCCACACCACCUGUUCAAGCAUCUAUUGUCUCUGAUAAGGUAAAAGCAGUUGUUCAAUGGGAUGAUGCAACAUCUGAAGAAUGGGAAAACGGCAUUCGUCUCGUGUUGAAUCAUUUUAAAGAAAUAAAACAGGUGACAUGGCAUGGUCGAGGAGAUUAUGCAGCUACAGUAAUGCCUGAUGGUGCUAAUCGAUCAGUUCUCAUUCAUCAAAUGUCUACUAGACGUUCACAAUUACCAUUUGCUAAAUCUAAAGGAUUGGUGCAAUCUGUUCUUUUCCACCCAAUUAGGCCAUUCUUAUUUGUUGCAACUCAAAAAAAUAUAAGAAUUUAUGAUUUGGUUAAACAAGAGUUAUUCAAAAAAUUAAUGAGUUACGCAAAAUGGAUUUCAUCAAUGGCUAUCCAUCCAGGUGGCGACAAUCUUAUUGUUGGAACGUAUGACAGAAAAAUGUUAUGGUUUGAUCUUGAUCUUUCUACCAAACCAUACAAAACUCUUAGAUUACAUUCAACAGCUGUACGUUCUGUUGCUUUCCAUAAACGUUAUCCUUUGUUUGCAUCUGGCUCUGAUGAUCGAGCUUUAAUUGUUUCUCAUGGAAUGGUCUAUAAUGAUUUACUUCAAAAUCCAUUAGUUGUCCCAUUAAAAUUACUCAAGGAACAUGAAGAUUGCUCAGAUUUUGGAAUUUUUGGUGUGACAUUCCAUCCUACUGAACCAUGGGUGUUUAGUUGUGGGGCAGACAAAACGAUUAGGCUGUUUACGUGAUUUUUAAAAUGAUUAAAUUUAUAAUGAAUAAUUUUGAAAUAUACUUGAUUAUACACAUUGAA